Parastagonospora nodorum SN15 is the source of this 732-nucleotide messenger RNA. RefSeq lists its product as hypothetical. The record is from RefSeq and is a predicted model, not a curated record. The coding region runs from base 1 to 732 and encodes 243 amino acids. The transcript has 2 exons. Lineage: Eukaryota; Fungi; Ascomycota; Dothideomycetes; Pleosporales; Phaeosphaeriaceae. Gene Ontology annotation, molecular function: zinc ion binding; carbonate dehydratase activity.
AUGCUUUUCCAAUCUCUCUUCCUCGCUGCUGCCUUCGUGCCCUCCGUUUUCAGCUGCCCUGGACACAACAACUUUCGCCGAUCGACACUCCAGGGUCGCCAGGCGGAUCCCACCGAUGGCACGAACAGCACGAAGAAUGACUGGGCCUAUGAGGCAUCGUUCAAUUGGGGUCAAUUCAACUACAAUGGGUCGACUGCCGGAAACUUUUACAACUGGGGUUUCGGACCCGCCUUCACUGUCGCCCAUGACGGCGACUACACGAAGCACCCAAGCGUCACCUACGACAAUAAGACCGUCUACCUCAAGGGCUGGCACAUCCAUGCGCCAGCUGAUCACAGCGUCAACGGCGCCCGCAGCAAGGCCGAGCUGCAUCUCGUGCACGUCGACGCCUCUGGCCACGAAGCCGCCGUCAUGGCCAUCCGCAUCGACCCCGGAAACUCCGACAACCAGUUCAUCGGCCAGUUGCCCGAGAUGAUUGGGGUCAACAGCGGCGACGAGACCGAGGCGGUUAGUCUAGACCUGACCAGCGCGCUCCAGAGCGUGCAGUUUUUCAAUGAGUUCUGGACCUACCAGGGAAGCUUGACCAGCCCGCCGUGCACGGAGGGGAUUCGCUGGUUCGUGGCGAGGCAGGCGCUAUACACGAGCGUCGAGCAGAUGCAGGCUAUCCUCGGUGCGAGCACGUACUCUGCGCGUGCAGAGCAGGGGGUUUGGCAGCACCGCAUCAACGAGUAG